GUCUCUGCAUCAAUAAUUCUUCCAAUUUCUUAGUGAGAGGUCUGGAUCGUUGUAUGUUCCCACUUAACUUGUUCACUCCCUGCUUAGAUCCAACAGACUCGUCACUCGUUGUACCUUGCCCAAUUCGAUCAUUUAUCAUAUCUUAAGGCUGUGCCGAAGAUAUAUCACUCGUUGGAUUGCCUUCAUUUAUUGCUUCAUCGCUUUAUAUCAUUUGGAAUUUACCAACUAUCAACUUUCGUUAUUAGGAUCUUUCGUCCUUGAAUACAUAUUUUAACUAUUAUCAUUCAUCAAUUGAAUUGAGAUCUUUGAUUAGUAUCUCUUCAUCUUCAUAUCCACACACACAGACACACACACACACACACACACACAGACAAACUAUCUUCAACCUUACACUUUCACACAACCUAUCUUCAACCUUACACUUUCAACCAACCAACCUCAACACUACCUUCUACAAUCAACAACAUGCGUUCAUUCUCCUUCAGCAGCAUUCGCGGUUCUCUCCGUCGAUCCUCUUCUCCCUCCGGUAGUUCGAUAAACUCCAACUCCACCGGUCGAGAAUCCUACACCUCCCAAUCAUCAUCUAGUCCCAUAAACACCAUCAACGAUAUCAUGCAUCGACAACCAUCCAUGGUCGAUUUAGAAGAAGAAAAGAGGAGUUUCGGAAGUGGACUCGAGAUUCUAGAACCGAGACCUAUUGUUUAUUGGGGUGGUAUGGAGGAGAGAUUGGGGAGAUUUUAAAAAGUGCGAGGAUGGUGCAUCGAUAGUGGAUGCGAUAUGACGGGAUGAAAUGGUAUGGGAUUGAAAUGGAUUGGAAUGGGAAUUGUUACUUGUGGGAGAGGUCUUCAAUUUCAUUCCUCUAUGGCGUUUUGUAUUAAUGAAUACGGAUGGAUUGGUUGGUGGGUGGGUGGUUUGAUGGAUGGAAG
Molecule: messenger RNA, 926 nt
Organism: Sclerotinia trifoliorum
Lineage: Eukaryota; Fungi; Ascomycota; Leotiomycetes; Helotiales; Sclerotiniaceae
Source: the annotation of a GenBank genome assembly